This is a messenger RNA of Hyposmocoma kahamanoa, 1173 nucleotides long. RefSeq names its product complex III assembly factor LYRM7. Gene Ontology annotation, biological process: mitochondrial respiratory chain complex III assembly. Bases 23 to 382 code for a protein of 119 amino acids. The transcript is spliced from 4 exons. Lineage: Eukaryota; Metazoa; Arthropoda; Insecta; Lepidoptera; Cosmopterigidae. The record is from RefSeq and is a predicted model, not a curated record.
AAUCCACUACUAAAAACUAAAAAUGAGUAAUUUACGUAAGUCUGUGUUACAAAGCUUUAAAAAUUUGCACAGGACUAGAAUAAAAGUAUUUGCUGGAGACGACAAGGCGUUAACUGCCGCAAGAAGUCAAAUAAACGACGGAUAUAAUAAAAACAAACAUGUCUCUGAUGAAGAAGCUAUUAAGGCUCUCAUUAAAUUUAGUGAAGAUGUAGAAAAAGAACUAAGGACACAAGUCAUUCAAGCUCGUGAAGUAAGACCUGGUGUAUAUGAGGCCAGAAUUACUGAAGACACCCUGAAGUUGAAUAAUGUCCCUUACAAUGACAAAGCCAUAUUCAAUGAAGCUAACCCAGGAAGCCAACCAUGUUGUAAAGAUCAAGUAUAAAAUAUAGAACAUAAACCUUGUACCACAUACAUGAUCGCAAGUAAUCACAACCAUAAUAAAAGUGAAGUAUUAACACCAAAUACUAGACAAUAGGUAUUUUUUUCAAUUAUUUUGUACUAGAUUAUUAGGAGAGUUUUGUUUGUGUAUUUUGUAGGAAAUGUUUUCAUAUUGUUAGUAAACUAUUUAGCAAAAUAUCUUUAUAAUGAAUGACUAUUAGUGAAACUUUAUAGUACCAGUGUACAGUUAAUACGGCGAAUUUAGGCAAUAGGGAAGGUAUUGCAGCAGAAUGGAAUGGAAGUAAAUUUUGUACUCGGAUUACAAAACAAUAGGCAGAUGGAGCAUACGCAACAAACGAUGUGAACACAGACAUGUAUCUAGAUAUAUGUCUGUGGAUGUGAAGCUGCUUUCCAUUUAUUGUGUCUGUGACAACAAGGACGGGUGAUGUAGGGACGUGCGCAUUUGUGUGCGUGUAAGGGUCGUAUUCUAGAACUCUACUCAAUGCUCUAGUCAGGAUUUGAGUAUGGUUUAAAGCACUCGAAAUCAUACUCAAAUCACUGCCAUUAGGGCCGUAUUUCCAGUGCUUGAAAUCAUACUCAGAUCCUGACUUGAGCAUUGAGUAGAGUUCUAGAAUACAACCCUAAGAUUGCCAGAUGCAGUGAAAAUCGCCCGAAUUUUUUUUCUGUUGUUUCUAUAAUAACUAACAAAACUGGAAAUAUUAUUUUGCAAUAUGGUACUUAAGUGGUGUUAGGAUAUAAAACAAAUUAUAUGCAAUUUAUAAGUUAAUAUUUAAU